This is a messenger RNA of Striga hermonthica, 1314 nucleotides long. The record is from the annotation of a GenBank genome assembly. NCBI's taxonomy places the organism in Eukaryota, Viridiplantae, Streptophyta, Magnoliopsida, Lamiales, Orobanchaceae.
AUGGCAACUUCCCAGCAUUCAAUCUUGCCCUCGAUCAAGUCUCUUCUUGAUUUGUGUCUUUUAUUGAUAAUAAUUUUGGUAUCAUGUUCUUCUGCAGGUGAGAGUCGGUCUAUUGUAACUAAUUUUCAAACCAUCAACACCACUUCACAUUCAGAUGUGGAGAGCAGCAGAUCAAAAACAGUCGUACAAGUAUUCCACAGGGACGGUCCACGCGGCGAGCUGCAGAGAAAAUCUGGUGAAGCUCACCACAUUCCCGGUCGAUCUGGGAGUUGGGGGGAAUUCAUGGUGACAAUGGGACUGGGCACACCAGAGACCAAAGUCACUCUCUAUAUCAGCAUUGACAUAGACCUGUCGUUUCUCCAAUGCCAACCCUGCCAACCCUGCCGCCCACAACACGGCACAAUAUUCGACCCUAAAAAAUCCACUUCGUAUUCCGCCAUCCCCUACAAUUCCUCUCAAUGCUCAAUGCUCAGUACCGAAUAUCAAACUAUCUCCUCCCCAACCGGCACCUGCAUCUACAACAGUACCUACAACAAGGGAUCAUUGAGCAAAGACAAACUUACCAUAGCCCCUUGGCAGACUUUCGCGGAUGUCGUCUUUGGUUGCAGCCAAUUCACACGAGUCGGUGGCCUUGAAGCUGGAAUUUUGUCCCUCGGCAGAGGAAACAACAUCUCUUUUGUUCACCAAACUGCCACUACGUACGCUGGUCGUUUCUCCCUCUGCCUGCCCUCAACCGGAUCCUCCGAUGGUUAUCUAGCAUUCGGAAAAGAUACUGCACAUGACAACCUUACCAAAUUCACCCCUUUAAUUACUAAUACAGACCACCCCGCAAACUACUUUGUCGACAUUAUAUCCAUAGCGGUCGGCGGCCGUAACCUAAACAUAUGCCCAACGGUUUUCGGCCAGUCCGGCAACACCAAAAUAACUUCAGACAAUACCUACACCCACCUGCAGCCGGAAGCAUACAAGGCACUGAGCCUCGAGUUUAAGCGGCAGAUGAAAUACCACGGCUACAGGGUAGCACCAGCGUUUCAUGGUUCUGAAGCUAUCCUGGAUACUUGUUUUCUUACCACGGGACAUGGCAACAUCACUGCCCCUACAGUGUCCUUCACUUUUAGGGGUAACGUUAAGGUCGAUCUGGAUGUUACUAGAACACUUUAUGCCAUAAACUCAGAUCAAUCCUGCCUUACUUUUGUCGCAAACACUGACCCCACCGAUUAUGCUAUAUUCGGAACCACUCAACAGAGGACAUUCGAGGUGGUGUUUGAUGUCGGCAGAGAGAAAGUAGGAAUCCGGCCCAACAGCUGCACUUGA